This is a messenger RNA of Cydia strobilella, 4565 nucleotides long. RefSeq names its product ATP-binding cassette sub-family F member 3. The coding region runs from base 116 to 2233 and encodes 705 amino acids. Gene Ontology annotation, molecular function: ATP hydrolysis activity; ATP binding. The record is from RefSeq and is a predicted model, not a curated record. Lineage: Eukaryota; Metazoa; Arthropoda; Insecta; Lepidoptera; Tortricidae. The transcript has 12 exons.
GCUGGUAGACUGACGUGACAUCGGUUCGUUUCGUGCAUUUAAAGUUUUUUUUAUAAAUAAAUGAUAAAUGCAAUAAUAUUCUCUUGGUAAUUACCAAGAAUAUAUUUCACUGAAAAUGGCCAGCUGUGGUGAAUACAUCAAAAGUCAAUUCCCGUUAAUAGAUGAGGAAUUGAAGAAAUAUGUCGAAGAUAUCCUGGACAAUAGUGCCGGAGAGUUUGAAGAUACAGAGGAGGUGUAUGAAGCCGUCGGAGAAGUUCUACAAGGGAUUUCGGAAAAAUCUGAAGAUGAUAUUAGGGAAAUAUGUGAAAAACUCCUUCACAUGAUGCAACCGGACAAGACCAACACAAGCAACGGACCGCGGAAAGUGUUGGACGCGCCCAUACACCUUGCCUCUAUGACGUCACAACAAGAGCCCACUGAGGACCUUAAGAGUAUAUGGCUUCAAACUAGGGAUGAUAAUUUGAAAGUAGAUGCUAAAAAGUUAGAGAAAGCCGAGGCCAAGUUACAGCAAAAAAAGGAUAAGCAGAAAGAGGGUAAAGCGCCGGUGGCCGCCCCUGUGCUGCAGACCGCCACAGCCUCGCAGGUCACAUCCAAGAAGGACAGCAAACUUGAAGCCAAGGGCAAUAACCGGACACAGGAUAUUAGGAUAGAGAACUUUGAUAUUGCUUAUGGUGACAGAGUGUUAUUACAAGGCGCAGAUCUCAUACUGGCAUUCGGCCGGCGCUACGGCCUGGUCGGGCGGAACGGUCUCGGCAAGACCACAGUGCUCCGAAUGAUCUCAGCCAAGCAGCUAAAGAUACCGUCACAUAUCUCCAUAUUGCAUGUGGAGCAGGAGGUGGUUGGGGAUGACACGGUGGCGUUGCAGAGCGUGCUGGAGUGUGAUACUGUGAGGGACAGGCUGCUGCGGAGAGAGAGGGAGAUCACAGCGGCGAUUAAUAACGGAUCAACAGACCCAGCGCUAUCAGCAGAGUUGACAGAAAUCUACGCACAACUAGAGGCGAUCGAAGCGGACAAGGCGCCCGCUCGGGCGUCUAUCAUCCUUAGCGGUCUGGGCUUCACGCCGGAGAUGCAAGCUCGUGCUACGAAAACUUUCUCUGGAGGAUGGAGGAUGAGGCUCGCCUUAGCCAGGGCGCUCUUUUCCAAACCCGACCUACUACUGCUCGACGAGCCCACCAACAUGUUGGACAUUAAAGCCAUCAUCUGGCUUGAAAACUACCUUCAAAACUGGCCCACGACGCUACUAGUGGUCUCCCAUGACAGAAACUUCCUGGACACGGUGCCUACAGACAUCUUACACUUGCACACGCAGAGGAUAGACUCUUACAGAGGAAACUACGAGCAGUUCCACAAAACGAAGACAGAGAAGCACAAGAACCAGCAACGUGAAUGGGAGGCGCAACAGCAACACCGCGCUCACACACAGGAGUUCAUUGACCGCUUUCGCUACAACGCCAACCGCGCCUCCUCCGUGCAGAGCAAGAUCAAGAUGUUGGACAAACUACCAGAGCUGAAGCCAGUAGAGAAGGAUGUCGAAGUGGUGCUCCGGUUUCCAGAGACGGAGCCUCUCUCUCCGCCCAUACUGCAGUUGAACGAAGUCGGCUUCUACUACUCGAAGGACAAGGUCAUCUUCACCAACGUUAACCUUGGCGCUACGUUGGAGUCUAGGAUAUGUAUUGUGGGUGACAACGGCGCCGGCAAGACGACGCUGCUGAAGAUAAUAAUGGGCAUCCUGUCCCCCGCGAGCGGCGCGCGCAGCGUGCACCGCGGCCUCAAGUUCGGCUACUUCUCGCAGCACCACGUCGACCAGCUCGAGAUGAACGUCAACUCGGUCGAGCUGCUGCAGAAGAGUUACCCGGGCAAAACGAUAGAAGAAUACAGACGGCAACUAGGCAGUUUCGGCGUCAGCGGCGACCUCGCGUUACAAACCAUAGGCAGUCUCUCCGGAGGACAGAAGUCUCGAGUGGCCUUCGCCAUCAUGUGCAUGGGCAACCCCAACUUCCUCGUACUCGACGAACCAACGAAUCACUUGGAUAUUGAGACUAUUGAGGCGCUGGGCAAGGGCAUCAACAAGUAUACGGGCGGCGUGAUCCUAGUAUCCCACGACGAGCGGCUAAUACGAGUGGUGUGCAAGGAGCUGUGGAUCUGCGGCAACGGCUCCGUGGCCAGCAUAGAGGGCGGCUUCGACGAGUACCGCAAGAUCGUCGAGAGGGAGCUCGCCGAACAAAACAAAUAGCAGAAUGACCCGACCACUUGCGUGGUGCACGCCACUUCAGCAGUUGACACCGACUGGUCGCACACUAAGGGCCAGUUGCACCAACCACUGUUAACAGACUGAUCAACGUCACGCAGCAGAGAUCUAUGAAACUUCCUAUACAAUAAAAUUUUGCGAACGCUUUAACGGUGACAGACGGUUUGGUGCAACCGACCCUAAGUCUGAAAGUGCUGAGACUUGAGCAUUCACCUGUAAUGAGCAUUCUCGCGAACAGAAGAAUGUACUAGCGGCGAACAAUUCGCCGAAUCUGCUUAAAAACUGCGAACAUUGGAUGUGCUCGAGUGAAUUGCUCAAGUAUGUCAGUACCUUGAGGAUAGCGGGUCGGUGUGCGCCGUACUUGCGUGGAAAGCGUGGGGUUACGCUACAUACACUGUGUGCCCUUAGCCGUAUUUCGCGAAGUGAAUAUUUAUAUUUUUACUUUAGGGCCAAACUCUAAAUAGCGAAAAAAAAUGGUUGUGUCAUACAUUUUGGCAGACCAUAUGUGGAUGUUCUCUAUGAUAUGACAUUCUGUGCAUAUUUAUUUUUUAUAUACUUUCUAUGACAAAUAAGUAUACGGAGUAUGGGAGACCCGAAGCUCUUUUCACGAUUUCUGGGUUAGUGGCAUAAUAAAAAAUGCUCAUUGUGACCUAUAUAUUCAUGUCGCAAAAUAUGGCUAAGGGAGCGUUCAAAUAUUACGUAACGCAAUUCUUUUAAUUAAAUAAAAUACAUACAUAUAUAAUUACGCCUAUUUCCUGGAGGGGUAGGCAGAGACCACGGAUUUCCACUUGCUACGAUCCUGACAUACCUCUUUCGCAUAACAUUCCUUAUACACGCUCGCUCGUUUCUUCAAUUUUAUGAUUAUACUUUGCUGAACAUAAUUGCGACAUUUAGGUUAAAAUGGUCACUUUUAGGUAGGGGUAGGGGGGGUACACGAAAACGUUGCGGCGCGUUACACGGGGGUUGAAAAAUCUUCGAAAAUUGCGUUACGUGAUGUUUGAACGCCCCCUAAGGGUGGUAUUCCAUCUGUCCAAUUUCUUGGUCCAAUGUGUAUUUGCGUCUCACAUUUUGCUUAGUGAGAAAGUGAGACGCAAUUCACAUUGGACCAAGAAGUUGCAUAGCUGGAAUACCACCCUAAGGGUUAAAAACAUGUAUGUGCAAGUAGCGGAAAGUUUCCAUAUGAUUGGAAAAGUUCUCACAAAUCUGGGAAACUUCCUUUUUUUUUAUUUAUUAAAUUUUCCAGAUUUCAGAAACUUGAAACUUUAACAAAAAUCCCUUGCACAUGAGUAUAUUACCUACGAUUCGUCGGACUUAGCGCGCGAAUCGCUUCAGCUGCCAAUUGGUGCGGUAUGUUUGGUAUACCUUAUAAAUAAAUAAAUAAUAAUAAAUAUUAUAGGACAUUCUUACACAGAUUGACUAAGUCACACGAUAAGCCCAAGAAGGCUUGUGUUAUGGGUACUCAGACAACGAUAUAUAUAAUAUAUAAAUACUUAAAUAGAUAGAAAACACCCAUGACUCAGGAACAAAUAUCUGUGCUCAUCACACAAAUAAAUGCCCUUACCGGGAUUCGAACCCAGGACCAUCGGCUUCACAGGCAGGGUCACUACCCACUAGGCCAAACCGGUCGUCACCUUAUAUUUACCUAAGUCUAAAUGGAAAAGUGUCUCCAAUAUUAUAAUACGACAAUUGCCACCCAACCUUCACUUUGACGCAUGGUUUUAAGGUUUACGAGCGAGGUGGACAACAUUACCAUUAUUAUUUUCAAUGACUAAACAGUUCGCUCUACACAGUGACUAGCGCUUUAGCUUUGAAAAUAUUAGUUGCUGACCAAUUACUUGAUGACAAUGCAUGAGAAAAUCAGGUGUUAAUUGUCAUGUUGUUCAAGUAGGGUUUUGGCUAAAGCGAGGUUUAAACUAUCAAGAACUUGCUUGCAAUUUUCGUUACAUUGCGGUAUCUGAUCAAACUUUUGAAUACAGUUUACUCUAGUAGUCUGCAAUGUAACUUAAAUUGCAUGCAAGUUCUUGCUAGUCUAAACCUCGCUUUACACCGUAUCGCCUGUUUGUGACAUAAAGCAAUACGUUACAUUAGGAUAAAUGGUUUUAUAUCAAACAUCCUGCAUUGCUGCCAAUGUGGCGUUCGAAACAAGAUAAGUGUUUGUGGCGUUCACACCACACGAAUGCUACUUAGUGAAUGUAUUAAAAUGCAUAAAUUAUAUUAUUGUAAUAUACUUCUAGCGUUUUAUUAUUUAUUGCGCUUUUAUGUUACAUAUAUUUAUAUAGCAGUAAGGACCGAAAUGAAAUGCUGAUUAUAUUAUUAA